GUGAGCGGCAGUUCUGUGGAUGGAAAUGCCUUGUUGAUGAGAGAGGUCAACAGAGAAUGACCAGACUGGUUUGAACUGACAAAGUCUACGGUAACUCAGAUGCUGUUUUGGCGACACGAGGGGGACCUACACAAUAUUAGGCAGGUGGUUUUAAUGUUGUGGCUGAUCGGUGUAUGGACCAAGAACAUUGUUCCUUGUGCUUCUGAGUGUGUGUGGCUCAAUCUCUUCCCCAGACUCCAGGCUGAAUUUCCCUGGCUGACGUCAGUUGACUGUUUUGGCUGCACUAAGCGCUCCGGACACAGCGCUGCCGCUGCUGUAAAAAUGCUGCUCUCCGUGCCGCCAAGGACAGGAAUCAACGCAUAUAACGGCUAUACCGGCAGAACCAGUAAAAAGGCAUAUGCAUCCUCCACCCAGCAGAUGGCCCUGCCCAGUCCUAACACCACCACCACCAGCUGUAAUGGAAGCAGUAGCAGUGGGGACCAGCUGAGCAAAACCAACCUGUACAUCCGUGGUCUGCAUCCAGGAACCACAGACCACGACUUGGUCAAACUAUGUCAACCCUAUGGAAAAAUAGUGUCUACCAAGGCCAUCCUUGACAAGACCACCAACAAGUGCAAAGGCUAUGGCUUUGUGGAUUUCGACAGCCCGGCCUCAGCGCAAAAAGCAGUGACAGCGUUAAAGGCCAGUGGAGUUCAAGCUCAGAUGGCAAAGCAACAGGAACAGGACCCUACCAAUCUGUACAUCUCCAACCUGCCUCUAUCUAUGGACGAGCAAGAGUUAGAGAGCAUGCUCAAGCCCUUCAGUCAAGUCAUCUCCACACGCAUCUUACGCGAUGCUAAUGGCACCAGUCGUGGAGUGGGAUUCGCCAGGAUGGAAUCGACUGAGAAAUGUGAGGCCAUCAUUCAACAUUUCAAUGGCAAAUACAUCAAGUCUCCUCCUGGAGUAGCAGUGCCUACAGAACCCUUACUGUGUAAAUUUGCCGAUGGUGGACAGAAGAAGCGUCAGAUUCAGGGGAAAUAUCACCAGAAUGGGCGACAAUGGCCAAGAGAUGGCGAGACUUGUGGGAUGACGCUAACAUAUGACCCUACCCCUGCUUUACAAAAUGGGUUUUUCUCUCCUUCCUACAGCAUUGGUCCAAACAGAAUUAUUGCACAGACUUCUAUCUCUCCAUACAUGCACUCACCUGUAUCCACCUAUCAGGUUCACAAUCCGUCCUGGAUACAUCAUCAUCAAUCUUACGUCAUGCAUCCCACAGGUACCGUCCUCACACCCACAGUGGAUCACACCAUGACCAUCCAGCCCACUGCCAUAAUGCCUCUUACACAGCAGCUCAGCCAUCUAACCCUUGGCAGCACUGGCACAUAUAUGCCUGCAAACACAGCUAUGCAAGGGACCUACAUACCACAAUACGCCCAAGUGCCUCCCUCAAGUGUUACUGAGGAGAAUAGCGUCCAACAGCAGCAGGUUGCCAUGGAGACGCCCACAGACCACACAACAUACUCUUACCAGCAGGGCAAGUGAAGAGGAGAGAGAUGGAGGACGCUGGAUAUUGAAUAACCUCUGCUGGCAUGAAAAGAAUUGGACAUUAUGAAAAGGAAUUGAGAAGCUUAUCUCCUUCCAAUUAAAGGAAGAGGACAUUUAUUGUGACUAUUUUUGGAGAACACCCGCUGAUGCUAAACUUAAUUUAGUAACAGAAAGAAAGACUUGGAUGGAGAAGGCUGUGACUACAAAACGUCAUAAGUUCACAAGCAAGUAAGCUAUUUUUAACACAAAGACUUAUGUAUAUGUAUAUAUGUAUAUAUAUAUAUAUAUAUAUAUAUAUAUAUAUAUAUAUAUAUAUAUAUAUAUAUAUACACACACACACACACACACACACACACACACUCCAACACACUUGAGAAAUAUUAUUUUUCUGCAGCUUUAUUUUCUAAAAUAUUCUGCAAAGCCAGAAUGAAACAAAGACAAUGUUACAGCACCAAGGGUCAUUUUAAUUUGAUGUAAUAUCUUUUUGUAAAAAACAAAAAAGAUUUGUUGACUGCUUUUAAAAUGUUUGCUGCAGGAGGGAUUUUGUACAUAAAAAAAUGUUUUUGCAAAGAUCUUGCUGCAUUUUUCUUGCAUAUCAGUUUUAAGGAAAUGUCAAGGAACCUGCUUAAAUGAGCAGUUAAGUCAUUGUUUUAAUAGAUCUACAGAAACAAAAUGUGCUGUAUUAAAGUUGUAAAUGCACUCAUUAUUUCAAGCAGUUUGUGUCCAGCCAAAGGAGAUUGAAUUCUGAAGACCUUGUAUCCCCUUAAGCCCCUUAAAAAAAAUGUCCUUUUUUUCCCUUUCAAAAUGCUGCUUUAUCUUGUAAGUUAGGUCAUGCUCUGUUUAAAUGCUGAGAUUUAUUUUUGUAUUUGAAGAUAAUUUUUUUUAAGAAACUUUCAAAGAGAAGCUAUUUGGGUGAUAAACCUUUUUUAUGGGUUUGUUUUCAUGUCAACGGUUCUGUCACAUAUGUGGUAUGUAUUUUCUUUUAUGCAUUGUAAGGAGUGCUCCAUUGUAAUGUAGGCCUGUAAAUUAAUUUCUUGCCUUGGUGAACUUUAAUAAUGAGGAGUGUGUGUUCUUUGGUCUUGGGCCCCUGAGAUAUAAAAUGGCAACAUAAUGAAAACCACAACAGUUCUUUCCUAAUUAGUGGAACACUCCUUCAGUUUGUUGCCUUUAUGAGGUACAAGAUUCAAGAAUGGAAUAGUGAUUACUUGUA
Messenger RNA from Myxocyprinus asiaticus (Chinese sucker), 2734 nucleotides. RefSeq names its product RNA-binding motif, single-stranded-interacting protein 2-like. The record is from RefSeq and is a predicted model, not a curated record. The coding region runs from base 100 to 1521 and encodes 473 amino acids. NCBI's taxonomy places the organism in Eukaryota, Metazoa, Chordata, Actinopteri, Cypriniformes, Catostomidae. Gene Ontology annotation, molecular function: mRNA binding. The transcript is spliced from 14 exons. Gene Ontology annotation, cellular component: cytosol.